This is a messenger RNA of Brachypodium distachyon (stiff brome), 1350 nucleotides long. RefSeq names its product transcription repressor OFP12. The transcript has 2 exons. The coding region runs from base 362 to 1186 and encodes 274 amino acids. Gene Ontology annotation, biological process: negative regulation of DNA-templated transcription. NCBI's taxonomy places the organism in Eukaryota, Viridiplantae, Streptophyta, Magnoliopsida, Poales, Poaceae. The record is from RefSeq and is a predicted model, not a curated record.
GCUUGAAUGGAGAUUUUUGGUCCCAGCUAGACGAGACGAAACGUAUGGCCGCAGCAAGCCUGGAAACGGCCGUGUGACCAUUAAAGAAACAAGGAAAAACAUAGUAUGUGACAUAACAUAGGACUGAUGAAUUCGAUACUAAGGUCAACAAACAAAUAAAGAAGGAACGCAACUCUGCCAAGUGCUGCAACAGCUAGCUAUGGCUACAAACGAUCGACCAUAAAUCGAUCUCUGGGUCUCACAUAAAUAUGUAACCGGCCCCUUAUUGCUCCCCUCCGGCCCUCCCCUCGUCAACCUUAGCCUUUCAGAUACAAAACGCACACCUCAAGAUCCAGCAAGCAAGUAAGAAACCAAAUUCAACAUGGAUCAUGAGGAAUUGGAGGAGGAGGAGGAGGCCAAGAAGAAGAUGAAGAAGAAGAAGAUGGGGAGCAAGAGCAAGAAGCAUCCAAGGCUCCACGGGCCGUUCCUCCACUUCUCCAAGGCCUUCAAGAAGCUCCAGUACUCAGGCCAUGGCCGUUCAAGCGCUGCCAACGGCGACGAUGACCCAGACCCAUCCGCCCCCGCCGCCAUCGCUAGCAGGAGCAGCUCGCUCCUCUCCGCGUGCAUGCACCCGCGGACGCUCUCCUUCUCCUCUAGCGGCGGCGGCCGCCAGCGCCAGGUGGCCGUCCACCACCGCGGCGACGAGGACGACGACGACGACGGCGGCGGCUCUCUCGCCGUCAACUUCCGCUCGCUCCGGAUUGAGUCAACUACCGCCGUCGUUGGCAACGGCUCUUCGUCGUCGUCGGCGCAGGCGCAGGAGGAGGAGGAGGACUGCGGAGGUGGGCCCGAGAGCGGUGGCAAGGCGGCGGUGGGCGGGGGCGUGGCGGUGGUGACGUUCUCCGUGGCGCCGUACGAGGACUUCCGGCGGUCGAUGCGGGAGAUGGUGGACGCGAGGCAGCGGGGGGUGCUCGCCGCCGGGGCAUCGGUGGACUGGGACUUGAUGGAGGAGCUGCUCUUCUGCUACCUCCAGCUCAACGACCGGGCCGUGCACAAGGACAUCCUCCGGGCCUUCACCGACACGGUGGCCGCGCUCCGGCGGCGGCGGAGGAAGCCCAGGAAGAGCAGCAGGCGGACACGGGUCAGGGCCGGCCCACAAGCCACGGGAGACGGCGUCGUCCAGGAUCAACCGGCGGGCUCGUCGUGACCGAUGGAUCUUCCUUUCAGGACGUUUUGGGAAUUUUGACUCCAGGUCAGGUCGGAAUCGAUUGAUGCAUGAUCACUACGUUGGUCGAUCGCGUGGCUCAAGUAAUAACCGGUAUAAAGGUGUUAAUUUCGUCACGGACUAUAUUUAGUUUGGACAUUUGUCUC